AUGGAAACUUGUAAAGAAUUUAUCCAAAACAAAAAAUUAAAAAUUAAUAUAAACGAGAUUUUGGAUAAUAUUAAUUAUGGAGAAUGGUUAGACAAGUCUGAAAAAUUGCAAAAUCUAACAAAACGAAUGUUAGAAUCAAUGCUUAAGUUCAAAAAUGAUAAAAUUAAGGCUAAGAACAAUAAAAUUAUGGUUAAAAAUCUUGAACUUAAAACUAGAGUUAUAAAAUUAGAAAAUAAGGCCGCUCAAAUUCAAAGCUUUAUUUAA
Messenger RNA from Rhizophagus irregularis DAOM 181602=DAOM 197198, 264 nucleotides. RefSeq lists its product as uncharacterized. The record is from RefSeq and is a predicted model, not a curated record. Lineage: Eukaryota; Fungi; Glomeromycota; Glomeromycetes; Glomerales; Glomeraceae.